UUGUGGUUAUUUGGCAACGGCAUGUCUCUCGGUAGACACUUCUGACAUCUUGUCUGCAUUUUAAAAGUGCCACCGCUGGUGAGCGAGCAAUCUGAUUGAUCUUGAGAAUAUACGAGAGUAGAUUUAUCUGUACGGAGUAGAAUCAUAGAAUGUCAUCGAGUGGAGAACUCCACUGCGAGUUCGUCGUCGGCGUGGCGGUGCAGGGCGCUUCCGUGGCGCCGACAGGCAGAUGCCAUGACAGCCAGUCGACGGACGAACGAUCGCAUAUAAAAGCAUCAGGGCGUCAGCAGUGGCAAUCCAGUACUCUCGACUCGUUCUGCCUCAUCCACGAUUUCGAAAAGUCCCAAGAAGCGCAGGCCCAGCCCCUUGCCGAAUCCGGACGCCAAGUGCUUGUCAUUUUCUCCUCUUCGACUUCCUUCUUUCUCUCUCUCUCUCUCUCUCUCUCUCUCUUUCCCUCUCGCUCUCCCUCCAGACCGUCCGUCCCUCAUCGCCAAAAUGACGGCCCACCUCCCUCGUAUCCACCGCCCGUCCACGACGCCGGCCCCUACUCGCCUCCCCCCGCCGGCGCUCAACAAGACUACUACAACCAAGGCGGCUACUACGGUCCUCCGGGCGGCGACCCCUACGCGCAGCAGGGCUACGGCUCUCCGCCUCCUCAGCAGGGAUACUACGGCUCGCCGCCGCCCCAGCAGCAGAUGUACUACCCGCCGCAACAAGGGUAUCCGCCGCAACCGCAGCCGGGCUACUACGCGGGUGAUCGCGGCGGCGGCGGCUCGACCGGAGGAGGUAUCUGUGCGGGUAUACUGGGGGCGUUGGCAUGUUGCUGCUGUUUAGAUAUUCUGUUCUAGGUGCUGGACUGUUUGUGAUGGGUGUUUGGAGUUGCUGCGUUUGCAGGAGGACGGACUUGUUCGGAUCCUGUCUGCUUGUCUCUGUCGGGUUGUUUGCUUGAUCUGG
Molecule: messenger RNA, 954 nt
Organism: Aspergillus steynii IBT 23096
Lineage: Eukaryota; Fungi; Ascomycota; Eurotiomycetes; Eurotiales; Aspergillaceae
Exons: 2
Coding region: 150-848 (232 amino acids)
Source: RefSeq, a predicted model, not a curated record